Molecule: messenger RNA, 29269 nt
Organism: Coregonus sp. 'balchen'
Lineage: Eukaryota; Metazoa; Chordata; Actinopteri; Salmoniformes; Salmonidae
Source: the annotation of a GenBank genome assembly
CCUGAUGGUCCCCCACAAGAUGUGCAGCUUGAAGCUUUCUCCUCUCAAAGCAUCAAAGUCUCCUGGAGGGUAAGAAACAUUUAACCUACUAUUACCACUAGGACUGAAGAGCCCUUACUGCAGCUCUAUGGUCUGCUAGUUACAUGGUCUGCUACACGUCAGGGCCUUGAGGGCCACAACCAUUCUUAUGUCCUUUAUCUAAUGUGCGUUCCCCUCUCCUCCUUCUUCACUCCCCCUCUCCAUCCUCCCCCAGGCCCCUAAGAAGCACCUCCAGAACGGGGCGAUCCGAGGCUACCAGGUGGGCUACAGGGAGUUCAGCGCCGGGGGAAACUACCAGUUCAACGUCAUCACCAUGGAGACGACGGGGGACAACGACCACAGUGAGAGCAUCACCCUGGACAACCUGAAGAAGUUCACCCAGUAUGGGGUGGUGGUGCAGGCCAGCAACAGCGCUGGGACAGGACCUUCCUCCCAGGAGGUCAUCUCUACCACACUGGAGGAUGGUGAGGACACACACACACACACACACACACACAGUCUGCCCUUAGCAAUCAGUGAUAGUAUGGUAGACAGUGAAAAUCUUAUUGAUUUCACAAAUCUCUUUAGCUGAAUGAAGGUAUUCUACGGUAUUGUGGUGCAUCAAGAGUCAAAUGGCUGAUGUUUUGUCUUUGAGGGGAGUGAACUCCCAGGAUGGAGCUUUAUUGACAUCUAGUGGAUAGUGUUGGUACUGCUGGUGUAGUGACUCACGUGAUCAGUAUGUGGCUGGUCAUUAUUUUCAUGGCUCAAAAAACCCUGACAAAUGCUAGAUCCCAAAACACUUAUGUUUUUAAGUUAAAAUAAGCAUUUUGAAGUUCACUUCCAUUGUCCUCCAAGAGUAGCUCAAUAUUUUCCUCUCUAAAGAGAGUGAGGUAACAGUGUUGUUUUUCCUCCUCCCUGGUUGUAACAGUUCCCAGCCAACCUCCAGAAAACGUCCAGGCCACGGCGGCAUCCCCAGAGGUCAUCUCUCUGUCCUGGCUGACCCCUCCUAAAGACGCCCUCAACGGCAUCCUGCUCGGCUUCAGAGUCAUCUACUGGGCCAACCUGCCGGACGGAGGUACAGCAACACACAGUAUAAACAAUAAUAAUAUGGCAUUUAGCAGACGCUUUUAUCCAAAGCGACUUACAGUCAUGCGUGCAUACAUUUUUGUGUAUGGGUGGUCCCGGGGAUCGAACCCACUACCCUGGCAUUACAAGCGCCGUGCUCUACCAGCUGAGCUACAGAGGACCACUACACACACACACACACACACACACACACACACACACACACACACACACACACACACACACACACACACACACACACACACACACACACACACACACACACACACACACACACACACACACACACACACACACACACACACACACACACACACACACACACACACACACACACACACACACACACACACACACACACACACACACACACCACACACACACACACACACACACACACACACACACACACACACACACACACACACACACACACACACACACACACACACACAGAGGGAUGUAGACGUUAUACUCUAUCUUGCCUGGUCCGUAACUCUCCAAGACAUACUGUGUAUAGAAUGUAUACAAUAUCAACAUGAUUCACUAUGCAUGAUAAUUCAAGUGGAUGAAUGAGACAUAUAUUAGCAGUGACCCAGGCUUUCUAGUCCAACUCAGACAGCCUGGCAUGGCAUGCAGUCGUUACGUGCUGGAGAGACAUCAGAGUGAUCGCUUCUGACAGCCCUGUUACCUUUGACCCCUCAUCUGUCAUAUCACAUCCUCGCUGAUGGCCCCUGAAUGCACCAAUAGAAGCACCGCUCACAGCCUAACAGCUCAAUCUAGUUUGCAUAGUAACAGGGCAUGUCAUAGUGGGACACGCUCCAGAGUACCAACAAUACUACAGCCAUAGCCAUGUGUUACAUAUAUUCUAUACAUAUUGAUAUCGUAUGUAACAUUGAAUAUGAAUACAGAUCAUAUUCAUUUAAAUUAAAGAGGUCACUCAUUAUGUGUGAAAGAAAAUCAUAUUUAUGUAUUUAUUGUCUAAGACACUUGUCUAAACCAUCAGCCAGUGCCUGCUGUGCUCUUCAUAUAUUCCAAAUAUGAGCAAUAUAAAUGUUGUUGGGAAAGUAUCAUGGGUUGUUAAAACCUUAUGCACCAGCAGACGGGGCUAUAGCACCUUUUUCUAAGUUGGUGGAACAACUUUGUCUUAUUCAUCCAACACUGCUGUUCUAAACAUUUGGCACCAACCCGUUACUGCAGUAAUCAAACUCAGCACUCUGUUAUUCCACUCAAAACAAUGUUUUCAUUUAUUAUUUGCAUUCAAGCACUCAUCAAUGGUAUAUAUUUAUCCCCCAUUUCAUGAGUCAGAAUAGUGAUUACAACUAUUGUAAACCACAGCUGGUUUUCAAUAUGUAUACAGCAUAUAUUUUACUAUACAUUUCCAAAUCACAGUAUUCUGACUCAUAAACCUUUCACUCACUUUUAUAUCCCAGAGAAGUGUUCUGAACAGCCCACAACACAACCAUAAAGGAUGGAGCUAUAGAGCCACAUAUGAACAGAUUCCAGCUAGUGUAGAACACCUGAGCUGUUCAUAUGCUAUGGCUGCUUUGGGACAGUUUGGCGUUUGAAUGGCAUCAAUAAAGGGAGGGAGGGAGAGAGGAGGAGGAACACCUGUACUAACAGGGAGGAUGGAGCAUUAGCAGACUGGCUCACAUCCAGACUGCAGUAGAGGAGGGAAAGAGCGAGAGGGAAUGGAGAGAAGACAGGGGAUAGAGAAGGGAGGGGAGAGAAAGAGGGAAGUGAGAGAAAGAGAGAAAGAGGAGAGCGAGGGAGAGACAUCUAUAAUUCAACACUUAGAGAAGCAUUGUCAGAGUCAAGGAGAGACACCCCAGAACAGACCUUGGAUGGGCUUUUCAAUCCCGGAUUUGUGUCCAUGGUUUGAUUGAAUAAGGUGUUAAGUAUGUUCACUGCUAUGACAUCCUUGGCCAUCUUAAUUGUGUAUGUGAUAUACUAUACAAGUAUAUCACAUACAAAGUGAUAGACAUGGAAUGGCCUCCCCUCCUCCCUGAAAGCUUUAGGCAGCCUCCAAGCCUUCUCAUCCGAGAAAAAAACAUGUGUCAAGUCCAAUCAAAAGUGUUCAUACUGAUUUUAAUCAAAUAAACCACAGUGACUUUUUAAUGCAACAGAAAACACACUAGAACACACACGUGUAUUCAAAUAAAUUACAAUCAAAUUGUAUUUGUCACAUACAGGUGUUUAGCAGAUGUUAUUGCGGUUGUAGCGAAAUGCUUGUGCUUCUAGCUCCGACAGUGCAGUAAUAUCUAACAAGUAAUAUCUAACAAUUUCACAACAUAUACCCAAUACACACAAAUCUAAGUAAGGAAUGGAAUUAAGAAUAUAUACAUAUAUGGACAAGCAAUGACAGAGCGGCAUGGACUAACAUACAGUAGAAUAUUAUAGAAUACAGUAUAUACAUAUGAGAUGAGUAAUGCAAGAUAUGUAAACAUUAUUAAAGUGACUAGUGUUCCAUUUCUUAAAGUGGCCAGUGAUUUCAAUAGGCAGCAGCAGCCUCUAAUGUGCUGCUAGUGAUGGCUAUUUAACAGUCUGAUGGCCUUGAGAUAGAAUCUGUUUUUCAUUCUCUCGGUCCAAGCUUUGAUGCACCUGUACUGACCUCGCCUUCUGGAUGAUAGCGGGGUGAACAGGCAGUGGCUCGGGUGGUUGAUGUCCUUUAUGAUCUUUUUGGCCUUCCUGUGACAUCGGGUGCUGAAGGUAUCCUGGAGGGCGGGUAGUUUGCCCCCGGUAAUGUGUUCUGCAGACCAGACCACCCUCUGUAGAGUCCUGCGGUUGCGGGCGGUGCAGUUGCCAUACCAGGCGGUGAUACAGCCCACAGGAUGCUCUCAAUUGUGCAUCUGUAAAAGUUUGUGAGGGUUUUAGGUGCCAAGCCAAAUUUAUUCAGCCUCCUGAGGUUGAAGAGGCUCUGUUGCGCCUUCUUCACCACACUGUCUGCGUGGGUGGACCAUUUCAGUUUGUCAGUGAUGUGUAUGCCAAGGAACUUGAAGCUUUCCACCUUCUCCACUGCGGUCCCGUCGAUGUGGAUAGGGGGGUGCACCCUCUGCUGUUUCCUCAAGUCCAUGAUCAUCUCCUUUGUUUUGUUGACGUUGAGUGAGAGGUUAUUUUCCUGGCACCACACUCCCAGAGCCCUCACCUCCUCCCUGUAGGCUGUCUCGUCCUUGUUGGUAAUCAAGCCUACUACUGUUGUGUCGUCUGCAAACUUGAUGAUUGAGUUAGAGGCGUGCUUGGCCAUGCAGUAAUGGGUGAACAGGGAGUACAGGAGGGGGCAGAGCACGCACCCUUGUGGGUCCCCAGUGUUGAGGAUCAGCGAAGUGGAGAUGUUGUUUCCUACCUUCUCCACCUGGGGGGCGGCCCAUCAGGAAGUCCAGGACCCAGUUGCACAGGUCGGGGUUCAGACCCAGGGCCUCAAGCUUAAUGAUGAGCUUGGAGGGUACUAUGGUGUUGAAUGCUGAGCUAUAGUCAAUGAACAGCAUUUUUACAUAGUUAUUCCUCUUGUCCAGAUGGGACACUGCCUCAUUGCCUGCGUCCGUAAUGGGUCCGCGAUCAAACAACCACCCCUCAUCACUGUCAAACGCUCCCUAAAACACUUCAGCGAGCAGGCCUUUCUAAUUGACCUGGCCCGGGUAUUCUGGAUGGAUAUCGACCUCAUUCCGUCAGUAGAGGAUGCCUGGAUGUUCUUCAAAAGUGCUUUCCUCUCCAUCUUAAAUAAGCAUGCCCCAUUCAAAAAAUUCAGAACUAAGAACAGAUAUAGCCCCUGGUUCACACCAGACUUUACUGCCCUUGACUAGCACAAAAACAUCCUGUGGCGUACUGCAUUAACAUCGAACAGCCCCCGCCAUAUGCAGCUUUUCAGGGAAGUCAGGAACCAAUAUACACAAUCAGUUAGGAAAGCAAAGGCUAGCUUUUUCAAACAGAAAUUUGCAUCCUGUAGCACUAACUCCAAAAAGUUUUGGGACACUGUAAAGUCCAUGGAGAAUAAGAGUACCUCCUCCCAGCUACCCACUGCACUGAGGCUAGGAAACACUGUCACCACCGAUAAAUCUACGAUAAUCGAGAAUUUCAAUAAGCAUUUUGCUACGGCUGGCCAUGCUUUCCACCUGGCUACCCCUUCCCCGGCCACCAACACUGCACCCUCCGCUGCAACUUGACCAUGUCCCCCCCCCCCCCCCCCGGCUUCUCCUUCACCCAAAAUCAGAUAGCUGGUGUCCUGAAAGAGCUGCUAAAUCUGGACCCCUACAAAUCAGCUAGGCUAGACAAUCUGGACCCUUUCUUUCUAAAAUUAGCCGCCGAAAUUGUCGCAACCCCUAUUACUAGCCUGUUCAACCUCUCUUUCGUAUCGUCUGAGAUCCCCAGAGAUUGGAAUGCUGCUGCGGUCAUUCCACUCUUCAAAGGGGGUGACACUCUAGAUCCAAACUGUUACAGACCUAUAUCCAUCCUGCCCUGCCUUUCGAAAGUAUUUGAAAGCCAAGUUAACAAACAGAUCACCGACCAUUUCGAAUCCCACCGUACCUUUCUCCGCUAUGCAAUCUGGUUUCUGAGCCAGCCACGCUCAAGGUCCUAAACCAUAUAAUAACCGUGAUCGAUAAAAGACAGUACUGUGCAGCCGUCUUCAUUGAUCUGGCCAAGGCUUUUGACUCUGUCAAUCACCACAUUCUUAUUGGCAGACUAAAUAGCCUUGGUUUCUCAAAUGACUGCCUCGCCUGGUUCACCAACUACUUCUCAGAUAGAGUUCAAUGUGUCAAAUCGGAGGGCCUGUUGUCUGGACCUCUGGCAGUCUCAAUGGGGGUGCCACAGGGUUCAAUUCUCGGGCCGACUCUGUUCUCUGUGUAUAUCAAUGAUGUCGCUCUUGUUGCUGGUGACUCUCAGAUUCACCUCUACGCAGACGACACCAUUUUGUAUACAUCUGGCCCUUCAUUGGACACUGUGUUAACAAACCUCCAAACGAGCUUCAAUGUCAUACAACCCUCCUUCCGUGGGCUCUAAUUGCUCUUAAACGAUAGUAAAACUAAAUGCAUGCUCUUCAAUCGAACGCUGCUUGCACCCGCCCGCCCGACUAGAAUCACUACUCUCGGCGGGUCUGACUUAGAAUAUGUGGACCAUAAACUCUCCUUCCAGACUCACAUUAAGCAUCUCCAAUCCAAAGUUAAAUCUAGAAUCGGCUUCCUAUUUCACAACAAAGCCUCCUUCAUUCAUGCUGCUAAACAUGCCCUCGUAAAACUGACUAUUCUACCGAUCCUUGACUUCGGCGAUGUAAUUUACAAAAUAGCUUCCAACACUCUACUCAGCAAAUUGGAUGUAGUCUAUCACAGUGCCAUCCGUUUUGUCACCAUAGCCCCAUAUACUACCCACCAUUGUGACCUGUACGCUCUCGUUUGCUGGCCCUCACUACAUAUUCGUCGCCAAACCCACUGGCUCCAGGUCAUCUAUAAAUCACUUCUAGGCAAAUCCCCGCCUUAUCUUAGAUCAUUGGUCACCAUAGCAACACCCACCCGUAGUAUGCGUUCCAGCAGGUAUAUCUCACUGGUCAUCCCCAAAGCCAACACCUCCUUUGGCCGCCAUUCCUUCCAGUUCUCUGCUGCAAAUGACUGGAACGAACUGCAAAAAUCUCUGAAGCUGGAGACACUCUCCCUCACUAACUUUAAGCAUCAGUUGUCAGAGCAGCUUACCGAUCACUGCACCUGUACACAGCCCGUCUGUAAUUAGCCCACCCAACUACCUCAUCCCCAUAUUGUUAUUUACAUUAUUUAUUUUGCUCAUUUGCACCCCAGUAUCUCUAUUUGCACAUCAUCUUCUGCACAUCUAUCACUCCAGUGUUAAUACUAAAUUGUAAUUAUUUUGCACUAUGGCCUAUUUAUUGCCUUACCUCCAUAACUUACUACAUUUGCACACACUGUAUAUAGAUUUUCUAUUGUGUUAUUGACUGUACGUUUUGUUUAUUCCAUAUGUAACUCUGUGUUGUUGUUGUUUUUUCCGCACUGCUUUGCUUUAUCUUGGCCAUGUCGCAGUUGUAAAUGAGAACUUGUUCUCAACUGGCUUACCUGGUUAAAUAAAGGUUAAAUAAAUAACACAUUAAAAUGGGAUAGGGCAGUGUGCAGUGUGAUGGCGAAUGCAUCGUCUGUGGAUCUAUUGGGGCGGUAAGCAAAUUGAAGUGGGUCUAGGGUGACGGGUAAGGUCCUCGACUCUCAAAGCACUUCAUGAUGACAGAGGUGAGUGCUAUGGGGCAAUAGUCAUUUAGUUCAGUUACCGUUGCUUUCUUGGGUACAGGAACAAUGGUGGCCAUCUUGAAGCAUGUGGGGACAGUAGACUGGGAUAGGGAGAGAUUGAAUAUGUCCGUAAACACACCAGCCAGCUGGUCUGCGCAUGCUCCGAGGACGCGGCUAGGGAUGCAAUAACUGGUGCAAUAACUGGGCUCUGUGCAAUAUUUUGUUUUUACUAGGUGUUUAUGUGUUUUACAACCCCAAUAUUUUCAGGUCCAGCAGCAUGUGCAAUGAUUUUUAUGUGUAAUGUCUUGCCUUUUUGUUUUGAAUAUGUCGGAUGUACAGUGGGGAAAAAAAGUAUUUAGUCAGCCACCAAUUGUGCAAGUUUUCCCACUUAAAAAGAUGAGAGAGGCCUGUAAUUUUCAUCAUAGGUACACGUCAACUAUGACAGACAAAUUGAGGAAAAAAAUUCCAGAAAAUCACAUUGUAGGAUUUGUAAUGAAUUUAUUUGCAAAUUAUGGUGGAAAAUAAGUAUUUGGUCACCUACAAACAAGCAAGAUUUCUGGCUCUCACAGACCUGUAACUUCUUCUUUAAGAGGCAUCUCUGUCCUCCACUCGUUACCUGUAUUAAUGGCACCUGUUUGAACUUGUUAUCUGUAUAAAAGACACCUGUCCACAACCUCAAACAGUCACACUCCAAACUCCACUAUGGCCAAUACCAAAGAGCUGUCAAAGGACACCAGAAACAAAAUUGUAGACCUGCACCAGGCUGGGAAGACUGAAUCUGUAAUAGGUAAGCAGCUUGGUUUGAAGAAAUCAACUGUGGGAGCAAUUAUUAGGAAAUGGAAGACAUACAAGACCACUGAUAAUCUCCCUCGAUCUGGGGCUCCACGCAAGAUCGCACCCCGUGGGUUCAAAAUGAUCACAAGAACGGUGAGCAAAAAUCCCAGAACCACACGGGUGGACCUAGUGAAUGACCUGCAGAGAGCUGGGACCAAAGUAACAAAGCCUACCAUCAGUAACACACUACGCCGCCAGGGACUCAAAUCCUGCAGUGCCAGAUGUGUCCCCCUGCUUAAGCCAGUACAUGUCCAGGCCCGUCUGAAGUUUGCUAGUGUGCAUUUGGAUGAUCCAGAAGAGGAUUGGGAGAAUGUGAUAUGGUCAGAUGAAACCAAAAUAGAAAUGUUUGGUAAAAACUCAACUCGUCGUGUUUGGAGGACAAAAAAUGCUGAGUUGCAUCCAAAGAACACCAUACCUACUGUGAAGCAUGGGGGUGGAAACAUCAUGCUUUGGGGCUGUUUUUCUGCAAAGGGACCAGGACGACUGAUCCGUGUAAAGGAAAGAAUGAAUGGGGCCAUGUAUCGUGAGCUUUUGAGUGAAAACUUCCUUCCAUCAGCAAGGGCAUUGAAGAUGAAACGUGGCAGUGUCUUUCAGCAUGACAAUGAUCCCAAACACACCGCCCGGGCAACGAAGGAGUGGCUUCGUAAGAAGCAUUUCAAGGUCCUGGAGUUGCCUAGCCAGUCUCCAGAUCUCAACCCCAUAGAAAAUCUUUGGAGGGAGUUGAAAGUCCGUGUUGCCCAGCGACAGCCCCAAAACAUCACUGCUCUAGAGGAGAUCUACAUGGAGGAAUGGGCCAAAAUACCAGCAACAGUGUGUGAAAACCUUGUGAAGGCUUACAGAAAACGUUUGACCUGUGUCAUUGCCAACAAAGGGUAUAUAACAAAGUAUUGAGAAACUUUUGUUAUUGACCAAAUACUUAUUUUCCACCAUAAUUUGCAAAUAAAUUCAUUAAAAAUCCUACAAUGUGAUUUUCUGGAUUUUUUUUUCUCAUUUUGUCUGUCAUAGUUGACGUGUACCUAUGAUGAAAAUUACAGGCCUCUCUCAUCUUUUUAAGUGGGAGAACUUGCACAAUUGGUGGCUGACUAAAUACUUUUUUUCCCCACUGUAUGUAUGUUGUCUGUUUGUAUAGAAUGUUUUCAUGUUUAAACUUUGCAGAUGUAAAUUAGCUGUUAGCUAAAUCUGGUGCAAUGCGUCACUUCUCACUUCUAAACCAUAUAUUUUGUUGUACUGUAACCACGUUUUAUGCGAAUAAAGUCAUACCGGAUUUUUAAAAGAAAUCACGAUAGCUGUGAUGGAAACAGGACGUUUCUGUACAAUUUUAUAAAUGCAGACAGAUCAUUUGUUUGAUCGACAUGGUGGGAUCUUUUUGUGUCUGUAAAAUUAAUUAUGUGAGAAAUUGCGGAGGAAACGCCUUUUUGUGCAAAUAUUGAUAUAACAACCAUCAUAUUGAAGUCAUUGUAGCCAAAGUAAUGGCCUGCAAAACAUUUUUAUACAUGGCCCUAAGCAUUAUGGGAUGUUAAUUGCUUAAUUAACUCAGGAAUCACACCUGUGUGGAAGCACCUGCUUUCAAUAUACUUUGUAUCCCUCAUUUACUCAAGUGUUUCCAUUAUUUUGGCAGUUACACGUAUAGAUUUACCUGUAGAGUAGAAGCAACUUUUCAUCUAAGUUAGUUAGUUUAUUCUGCAUUUGACAAGUACUGUAACUCAAGUAAGUUAGUUAAUUCUGCAUUUGACAACUCUUGAUAUCUUUGUUUUUCUUCCUUCCAUCUUCCCGGUCUCUUUUCCUUGAUACAUACUUUUCUUUCUCUGCCUUCCUCCACACCUUAUUUCCUCUCCUUGCUAUCUAUCCCCUCCUCUCCUUCUCUCUCUCAGAGCUGGGGGAGAUCCGUAACGUGACCACCUCUAAGCCGUCUCUUGAGCUGGAUGGUCUGGAGAAGUACACCAACUACAGCAUCCAGGUGCUGACCUUCACCCGGGCAGGGGACGGGGUGCGCAGCGAGCAGAUCUUCACCCGCACCAAGGAGGACGGUACGCACACCUGUAGACCAGGACACCUCAGGCACUGAUCUAGGAUCAGCUUACCCUCCCUAAAUUCUAACCUUAACUAGUAGGGGGAAGAUGCAAAGCUGACCUUAGAUCUGUGUGUAGGGGAAACUGCAUCAUACUAAAUUGGGGUCAACCUAGAGGUCAGGGGUCAACUUGCAGGUCAACUGUGCCUAGAUCCGCAUAUCCCCUCUUGCAUUAUGAAAGAGCGUUUUGCCAAGUAGAACAAUUUUGACAGGACUUUGGUGUGAAAUUAUAGAAAUAUGAGUUGACAAUCGGUGCAGAUGACUCACAUUAGUAAGUGAAAAACUGCAGCUCCUGCAUUUUGCAGAUCGCCAUGUAGCAUAAGAAGUUAAGGCACGCUCACUGGAAUUACUGAUUUUGACACUGGCAAAAUUAAAAUACAGAGUGGUUUCCUUAGAUGUUGCUCAAAACAAGGAUAAGGGUAAUAAUGUAUAUUUCCCUAUUUCACGGUUUUCCCUCACCAGUCCCUGGUCCUCCGGCUGGGGUGAAGGCAGCGGCGGCGUCUAACUCAGUGGUGUUUGUGUCGUGGCUCCCUCCUCUCAAACUCAACGGCAUCAUCAGGAAAUACACCGUCUUCUGCUCUAACCCACACCCCACGGUAAGGAGGGCAUAGAGUACAGGGUCUCAGAGUACAGUGAUGAAGGCAUGUCAGUGGUGGGCAUACAGUAAAUUUGAGGCCUAACAUAAUUGGAGGAGAGGGAGGCACCAGGUUCAGGGGCUAGACUAGAUAAGGUACUGCUGGCAUGAGAGGUCUUAUAAAGCAUCCCUCCAUCUCACAUUGUCAAGGUUGUGUCAUCAGUGUUCAGCUCCAAGGAUUGAUAGUUUGUUACGAACAUUUGCAAUAGGUCCUGUAUCUCUCUGCUAACAUCAUGCCGGUCUCUCCCCUCCUACAGGUGAGCAGUGAGUUUGAAGCAGCUCCAGACAUCUUCUUUUACCGUAUCCCCAACCUGAGCAGGAACCGUCAGUACAGCAUCUGGGUGGUGGCCGUCACCGCAGCUGGCCGCGGCAACGCCAGCGACAUCAUCACCGUCAAGCCCCUGGCCGAGGGUAGGUGGAGCUUAUGGUUUCACUUCUCAGUAUCCAGGAGCAGAUGAUAACAAAAGGUGUCUCAGUCUCUGAAUGUUUUUAGAACACACAAAAUAUGAUAUUUGAGUAGUUUUUUUUGUCAAAAACUUGAUCAGAGCAUCAGAAACAUUUAAAGGGGUACAACCCUGAGAAACUCUCCCUAUGAGGUACCUAACUAAGGUGAGAAAAGAAAAGAUGAGACUAUACUAUCCCCGCCCCCUAUCUCAGGAUGUGAAUGUGGAAAAAAACCGAAUGCGAAUAGGUCUGCUAUUCCACCCUGUCAGCACUGUGCUUCUUUGUGAGAGCUGAUAAGCUGAGGGUGAGCAGUGAUAGGCGGUGUAGUGGUUAGUCAGGAACUCUGCUUUAUCUGGACGUUCUCAUCCUGUUAGAGGCAGGGGUGAUGAAUGUAGUCCCCACUCUGGAGCUCCAGACCUGAUGUGUUUUAGAAAUCCGUCUGCUGCCCGACCAGCCUUGUCCCAAACAGAUCACUUUACAUCUGUACAAGCACAGAGAUGGGAUCUGCAUGUGUAGAGGAGGUGAAUUCAAUAGAGAUGGAUAAGGAACUAAUAUUGUAUACUGCUUUUAUAGAGCUUCCCUUGAAAGUAUUUGGGAUUGAGUUCUACUUUUGGGAGUAUUCCAUUACUUUUGUUGUACCAAGCAAACUAAAUCAAGUCAACCCAAGUAUUUAAAAGUAUUUGACCCAGUUGUGGUGGGUUUGUGUGUGUGCAGCUCCUGCUCAGAUCCUGACGUUCAACGGCACCGUGACCACACCCUGGAUGAGGGACAUCGUGUUGGCCUGUAAGGCGGUGGGCGACCCAGCCCCCACGGUCAAGUGGCUCAAGGAGACGUGAGUACAGGAAAGUCUGACCCACAGCUGAGGAAAGACAUCAUGCUGCAUGUAGGACAGACAGUAGCACUUAGUACAGACUGUGUUUUGAGUCACUUUUAAUUUAACUAAAUACCAGUGAAAAUACAGUGGCUCUUUGGAAUGCCAAUUUUCACUGAAGACCAUAUAAAUGUUUUUACAGUAUCCUUUCAUACUCAUGAGCAGAAUGUUAAAAAAUCAUAGUUGUUUACAUAUACAGCAUAUUCCUACACACAUAAAAGUAGUGUAACAUUAUCCAAGACUUUUCAAUGAUUUUCUCUGCUGUGUAUCUCACCGUAGUUCAUAGUCUGACUGUCUCUCGUACAUUUGUGAUUCAGCAAUGGAAGCCCCGCCCCUGCUAUGAUCGACAGUAGGCGCAUCGUCCAGGGCAACGGCAGCCUAGUCAUCCGCACAGUGAAAGCUGAGGAUUCUGGGAACUACACCUGUGUGGCUAGCAACAGUUUUGGGCCAGAUAAAAUCAUCCUCAACCUACAGGUUCAAGGUAAUCAGAAGGAGUCUGUGGUGGAACAGUACAGUAUACCAGUCCUCAAUUCAAACCAAUCCUCCAUUUAUUGAUGAUCAUAAAAUCAGAAAUGUGUUCACGGUAUGUAGUGAACUGAAAGGAUAUAAUCAUAUAUGCCCCUUGAGAUAGGACCUAAUUAAAAUCCAUGAUUUUACUUCUAGUUCCCCCAGACCAGCCUCGUCUUACCGUUACCAAGACGACCACCACGUCCAUCACUCUGUCCUGGAUACCAGGAGACAACGGAGGCAGCUCCAUCAGAGGUCAGACAUCAACACAGCAAGCAGCAACACUAACUAUUAUAGGAUAUUUUUUGUUUUACCUUGGAAAACAGGUUACUGUUAAAUAGUGUCCCCUAUGAGCAACACCAGAAUGGUUGUUUAGCAGACGACAGUGUAUCAUCCUAACCUCUCUCUCUCACAUCAGGCUACAUCUUGCAGUACUCAGAGGACAACAGUGAGCAGUGGGGCAACUUUGCCAUCAGCCCUAGUGAGCGUUCCUAUCGCCUGGAGAACCUGAAGUGUGGCACCUGGUACAAAUUCACACUGACGGCACAGAAUGCUGUGGGGCCAGGGCGAAUCAGUGAGAUCAUCGAAGCAAAGACUCAUGGGAAAGGUAGGGAGAUGGUGACAUCCUUUUACGUAUGUUUUUUAUGAAAUAGUGACUCCAUUGCUUUUACACAAUUAAUACAAAACUGAUACUUAUGAAAGGACCUCUCAUUAAAGUGUGUGUGUGGUCUGACUCCUCUCUCCCCAACAGAACCCCAGUACUCUAAAGAACAGGAGCUCUUCACCAGUAUCAACGCCACGCGUGUCAGGCUCAACCUGAUUGGCUGGAACAACGGCGGCUGUCCAAUCACAUCCUUCACGUUGGAGUACCGUUCGGUGGUGUCUCCCACGUGGACCACGGCCCAGCGCACCUCUCUGAUCAAGAGCUACAUCCUGUAUGACCUGGCCGAGGCCACCUGGUACGAAUUGCAGAUGAAGGUGUUCAACAGCGCCGGCUCAGCAGAGAAGAGGGUCAAGUUCGCCACACUCAGCUACGACGGCAGUGAGUUCACUUGUCUCUUCACUGAUGCUAUACAUACUGCAGCAACUGAUAAGUUGAAAGAUAUACACGCUUAGAUUGACUUAUUCAGGAUAUCUGAAUGAAGAUUGAAGAACUGUAGUUUAAAUUGCAUUUACCUCCCCAUCCCUUGAAAAUUGUCACAACUGAUCGAGUCUCCAUCAAAGACGUUAAUUUACCGGCGUAGGUACUAUACCUGCCUUAGAGCAGAAGUAAAUUAAUUCAUAUUUUGCUGUUUACUGGUGCUGCCAUUAAAGAAGCUGUCUCAUGCACGUCUCUCCCUGGGCCAGGCCUAACUGAUGAAUGGGGCAGUAAAGUACCUCCAAUAGAUUUUCUGCUGACUCCAGUGGCCGUGGCGGUUGUUGUGUCGGCUGCUGCUGUUUAUGUCGCCUCCAUCACGGCCCUAUCGAGCGCUCUGCGCUGCAUGAAUUAAAUCAUUCUGUGAUCUACUGACUGCAGAGGGGCUAGAGCGAGGCAACAGAUGAGCAAUCACCUGCCAGUGCCAACACCCCCCAGUCCCUUAGCGAUUCAAUGGUCUUACCCAACCCUAAACCUUACACACUCUCUCUCUCACACACACACACCGCCCCCAUCAUUCCAUCCCCCAGCCAUCCAGGAAGUAUAAAAGGGAAAAAGAGCUGACUAUUCAGCUAAGAAGGAAGAGUUCACCUCUUGUAAGUAGUGCUUCAGUCAACUGGGCAUUAUUGGCAAUUUGGCAGAAGGUCAGGUGCUGACUGCAGCCAGUGCAGUGCUGCAGCAGCUUGUUGGAGCAGAUUGAGUGGGAUUGCUGGGAAAGACAUUUCGAUUGGGAUGUAAGCCGCAGACGCACUAUUACCUUUUGCCAGGCACUUGCUGCAUGUUUUAAACAUUAACACAAAGGUUAUUUAGUAUUAAUCGACAGACCCUGUAAAGACUUAAUAGACACUGAGCAUACAAAACGUUAAGUACACCUUCCUAAUAUUGAGUUUCACUCCCCCCCAUGUUGGCUCCAAUGUUUCCCACAGUUGUGUCAAGUUGGCUGGAUGUGUUUUGGUUGGUGGACCAUUCUUGAUACACAUGGGAAACUGUUGAGCGUGAAAAACCCAGCAGCUUUGCAGUUUUUGACACAAACUGGUGCGCCUGACACCUACUACCAUACCCCAUUCAUAGGCACUUUAAUCUUUUGUCUUGCCCAUUCACCCUCUGAAUGGCACACAUUGUCUCAUCCAUUUCUCAAUUGUCUCAAGGCUUAAAAAUCCUUAUUUAACCUGUGGAUUUAACAAGUGACAUCAAUAAGGGAUCAUAGCUUUAAACUUGGAUACUUCAAAUAAAAUAAAAUGUAUUUGUCACAUGCGCCGAAUACAACAGGUGUAGACCUUACCGUGAAAUGCUUACUUACAAGCCCUUAACCAACAAUGCAGUUUUAAGAAAAUAGAGUUAAGAAAAUAUUUACUAAAUAAACGAAAGUACAAAAAUUAAAACUAACACAAAAUAACAAUAAUGAGGCUACAGUUGAAGUUGGAAGUUUACAUACACCUUAGCCAAAUACAUUUAAACUCAGUUUCACAAUUCCUGACAUUUAAUCCUAGUAAAAAUUCCCUGUCUUAGGUCAGUUAGGAUCACCACUUUAUUUUAAGAAUGUGAAAUUUCAGAAUAAUAGUAGAGAGAAUGAUUUAUUUCAGCUUUAAUUUCUUUCAUCACAUUCCAAGUAAGUCAGAAGUUUACAUACACUCAAUUAGUAUUUGGUAGCAUUGCCUUUAAAUUGUUUAACUUGGGUCAAAUGUUUCGGGUAGCCUUCCACAAGCUUCCCACAAUAAGUUGGGUGAAUUUUGGCCCAUUCCUCCUGACAGAGCUGGUGUAACUGAGUCAGGUUUGUAGGCCUCCUUGCUCGCACACACUUUUUCAGUUCUGCCCACAAAUCUUCUAUAGGAUUGAGGUCAGGGCUUUGUGAUGGCCACUCCAAUACCUUGACUUUGUUGUCCUUAAGCCAUUUUGCCUCAACUUUGGAAGUAUGCUUGGGGUUAUUCUCCAUUUGGAAGACCCAUUUGCGACCAAGCUUUAACUUCCUGACUGAUGUCUUGAGAUGUUGCUUCAAUAUAUCCACAUAAUUUUCCUUCCUCAUGAUGCCAUCUAUUUUGUGAAGUGCACCAGUCCCUCCUGCAGCAAAGCACCCCCACAGCAUGAUGCUGCCCCCCCCUGCUUCACGGUUGGGAUGGUGUUCUUCGGCUUGCAAGCUACCCCGUUUUUCCUCCAAACAUAACGAUGGACAUUAUGGCCAAACAGUUUGAUUUUUGUUUCAUCAGGCCAGAGGACAUUUCUCCAAAAAGUACGAUCUUUGUCCCCAUGUGCAGUUGCAAACCGUAGUCUGGCUUUUUUAUGGCGGUUUUGGAGCAGUGGCUUCUUCCUUGCUGAGGGGCCUUUCAGGUUAUGUCGAUAUAGGACUCGUUUUACUGUGGAUAUAGAUACUUUUGUACCUGUUUCCUCCAGCAUCUUCACAAGGUCCUUUGCUGUUGUUCUGGGAUUGAUUUGCACUUUUCGCACCAAAGUACGUUCAUCUCUAGGAGACAGAACGCGUCUCCUUCCUGAGCGGUAUGAUUGCUGUGUGGUCCCAUGGUGUUUAUACUUGCGUACUAUUGUUUGUACAGAUGAACGUGGUACCUUCAGGCGUUUGGAUGAAACAGACUUGUGGAGGUCUACCAUUUUUUUUUCUGAGGUCUUGGCUGAUUUCUUUUGAUUUUCCCAUGAUGUCAAGCAAAGAGGCACUGAGUUUGAAGGUAGGCCUUGAAAUACAUCCACAGGUACACCUCCAAUUGACUCAAAUGAUGUCAAUUAGCCUAUCAGAAGCUUCUAAAGCUUCUACACAUCAUUUUCUGGAAUUUUCCAAGCUGUUUAAAGGCACAGUAAACUUAGUGUAUGUAAACGUCUGACCCACUGGAAUUGUGAUACAGUGAAAUAAUCUGUCUGUCCAACAAUUGUUGGAAAGAUUACUUGUGGCAUGCACAAAGUAGAUGUCCUAACCGACUUGCCAAAACUAUAGUUUGUUAACAAGAAAUUUGUUGAGUGGUUGAAAAACAAGUUUUAAUGACUCCAACCUAACUUCCGACUUCAACAGUAUAUACAGGGGGUACCGGUACCGAGUCAAUGUGCGGGGUUACAGGUUAGUCAAGGUAAUUUGUACAUGUAGGUAGGGGUAAAGUGACUAUGCAUAGAUAAUAAACAGCGAGUAGCUGGGGAAGGGGGGGGGGGGGGGGGUCAAUGCAAAUAGUCUUGGUGGCCAUUUGAUUAAUUGUUCACCAGUCUUAUGGCUUGGGGGUAGAAGCUGUUAAGGAGCCUUUUGGACCUCUCUCUGCUACUGCUUGCCGUGCGGUAGCAGAGAGAACAGUCUAUGACUUGGGUGACUGGAGGCUUUGACUACCUGGUCAGUCUAUGUCAUGGAAAUGUUUUGUACACUCAGUGUAUAUUUGUAUUUGGCUGGUUUUCUGCAGUCAUUGUCGUGUCUACCAGGUCUGGUUUGCACACUUGACAAUCCUGUAGUUAAGUACAAGAAACCUACAUGGUCUUGUCAUAACACAUAUCCUAACAGUUUGUCAGCUAAUUACAUUUCUAUGACCUGUCCCCAGGUACCAUCGCUCCCCUGGUGAAAUCCCCGACGGUGAGCGCGGGCAGUACGUCCAGUAACGAGGGUCUGAAAAUGGUGACCAUCAUCUCGUGUGUGCUGGUGGGCAUCGUGCUGGUCUUCAUCCUGCUACUAGUGCUCAGGAGGAGGAGGAGGGAACAGAGACUGAAGAGGCUCAGAGGUGAGAGGUCACAGCAGCAACAUGUUACCACCUGAUUGGUUAGAUUCCAGUAAGAUUUCUGUAACUAUUGCCAAACUAUUUUCAAGUAUACUAUUGUAAUGUGAUUUUUGUUCUUGUUUGCUCUGUAGAUGCUAAAAGUUUAGCCGAGAUGCUGAUGAGGUAAGCAUGAGCAGUUUGACAUAUAACUUCAUAGAUAGUUACUAUUGUUUAAUGCAUUACUGGAAGAAGAAAACAUUCAAUACUGUGUCUAUGGAAUCAUAUCAGAAUCACCAUUAUCUGAAUAUAUUAUGCAGUGUGUAAUGAGAUCUGCAUUGACCUGUAUGGCGUUUCCUGUGUUCCCCAUGCAGUAAAAACACGCGACCUGCAGACACCAUCAACAAGCAGCAGCAGACCAUGAGAAUGCACAUCGACAUCCCCCGAGCCCAGCUGCUCAUAGAGGAGAGAGACACCAUGGAGACAGUCGGUGAGUGGACACUUUGAUAUAUUAUGCUGCUUUCACUGAAUUAUCGGAAACUUGGGACUUAAACUUCCGGAAAGCUACCAGACACGUCAUAACUCAUAAUGAGCUUCCAAUUAGGACAUACGAGUGGGAAAUUUGUGUAACAUUGGAUAACAAUGUGUGAAUAUCACAUAUUUGUGGCCUUCCAAGUGUUAGUAGUGCCUACUGUGGCUAUUGUCAUCGUACUGUAGAGACCAUGUUUGUGAAAUGUCUCUUUCUCUUUCAGAUGACAGGUCUACAGUGCUACUGACUGACAAUGACUUUGGGGAGACCCAGAAACAGAAGUCGUCUACGGUUACCCACACUGUCCACUACCAGUCCCUGUCCCAGGCCACCGGACCUCUAGUGGACGUAUCUGACGCUAGGCCAGGAACCAGUAAGUCCAGUACGAACAUCCUCUUUACUUUACUAGAGGCAAAACUAGAAUUAAUAAGUGGGAUCAGGAUUGCAUUCAUACAGCUGUAACUGAUACAGCUAGAAUGUAUUCUAGACAACCAGAUUGGCCUUAUUCAGCUCCAGUCUUCAGAGAGUUAUCAGUAGCAUUAUGAACACUGCCAUUACCAUCUCCACUGAUGUUAUUCACACUGAUGAACAAUUCCUUUCAGCACAAUGGCUAUUGCUGUUAUAUUAUUUACAAUUCUGAACAUGAAUGAUUAUAUACAGUGUCUUCAGAAAGUAUUCAUACCCAUCUACUCACAAUACCUCAUAAUGACAAAGUGAAAACAUGUUUUUCGAAAUUGUAGCAAAUGUAUUGAAAAUGAAAUGCAGAAAUAUCUCAUUUACGUAAGUAUUCACACCGCUGAGUCAAUACUUUGUAGAAGCACCUUUGGCAGCGAUUACAGCUGUGAGUCUUUCUGAGUAAGUCUCUAAGAGCUUUCCACACCUGGAUUGUACAACAUUUGCCCAUUAUUCUUUUCAAAAUUCUUCAAGCUCUGUCAAAUUGGUUGUUGAUCAUUGCUAGACAACCCAUUUAAGUCUUGCCAUAUAUUUUCAAGUAUGUUUAAGUCAAAACUGUAACUCGGUCACUCAGGAACAUUCACUGUCUUUUUGGUAAGCAACUCCAGUGUGGGUCCCCUGUAGCUCAGUUGGUAGAGCAUGGCGCUUGCAACGCCAGGGGGGCCGAUAUGAAAAAUGUAUGCACUCACUAACUGUAAGUCGCUCUGGAUAAGAGCGUCUGCUAAAUGACUAAAAUGUAAAAAGUAGAUCUGGCCUUGUGUUUUAGGUUAUUGUCCUGCUGAAAGAGAAUUUAUCUCCCAGUGUCUGGGGGAAAGCAGACUGAACCAGGUUUUCCUCUAGGAUUUUUCCUGUGCUUCAUGAUUUGCCUGUGCUUAACUCCCCAGUUCUUAAUGAUUACAAGCAUACCCAUAACAUGAUGCAGCCACCACAAUGCUUGAAAAUAUGGAGAGUGGAACUCAGGAAUGUGUUGUAUUAGAUUUUCCUAAAACAUAACACUUUGUAUACAUUUUUUCCCCCACAUUUUUUGGCAGUAUUACUUUAGUGCCUUCUUGCAAACAGGAUGCAUGUUUUGGAAUAUUUUAUUCUAUACAGGCUUCCUUCUUUUAAUUAGGUUAGUAUUGUGGAGUAACUACAAUGUUGUUGCUCCAUCCUCAGUUUUCCCUUAUCACAGCCAUUAAACUCUGUAACUGUUUUAAAAUCACCAUUGGCAUCAUGGUGAAAUCCCUGAGCAGUUUCCUUCCUCUCCGGCAACUGAGUUAGGAAGGAUGCAUGUAUCUUUGUAGUGACUAGGUGUAUUGAUACACCAUACAAAGUGUAAUUAAUAACUUUACCAUGCUCAAAGGGAUAUUCCCACGGGGGGCCAGUAUGAAAAUAAAAAAGAAUAAUGUAUGCAUUAACUGUAAGUCGCUCUGGAUAAGAGCGUCUGCUAAAUGACGUAAAUGUAAAUGUAAAAUAUUCAAUGUCAACUUUUUUUUUUUUUACCCAUCUACCUAUAGGUGCCCUUCUUUGCGAGGCAUUGGAAAACCUCCCUGGUCUUUGUGGUUGAAUCUGUGUUUGAAAUUCACUGCUUGACUGAGGGACAUUACAGAUAAUUGUAUGUGUGCAGUACAGAGUUGAGGUUGUUAUUCAAAAUUCAUGUUAAACGCUAGUAUUGCAUACAGAGUGAGUCCAUGCAACUUAUUAUGUAACUUGUUAAGCACAUUUUUACUUCUGAACUUAUUUAGGCUUGUUAUAACAAAGGGGUUGAAUACUUAUUGACUCAAGACAUUUCAGCUUUUAAGUUUUAAUUAAUUUGUAAACAUUUCGAAAAACAUAAUUCCACUUUCACAUUAUGGGGUAUUGUGUGUGGCCCAAUGACAAAAACAUCUAAAUGUAAUCCAUUUCGAAUUCAGGCAGUAGCACAACAAAAUGAGGAAAAAGCCAAGGGGUAUGAAUACUUUCUGAAGGCACUGUAUGUGUAUGGUUUCCAACCCAAUUUGCAGAGGACUACAGUCAACCCAAUCAAUCUCUUUGACCAUGAUGGUUUCCUCACUGCUAUUGUAAGUUCCAUUUAUUUGUGUGAAAACAAGAAAUCCCGAGAUGAACUCCAUGUGCAGAGAUAUUGUGAAGGUGGGGUUUUCUCAUUGUUGAUAUAUGUCAGGAUAGAGAGUGUCCAGCCUCAUUGCUAUAGCCAGCUACACACUUACAGUCACCUUUAAAAACACACAGUCAGCUUAAAAAACAGAGCAGUACUUGAGAUGAUCCCUUGCUAAGUGACAUAACACCCUGGUGUGUGACUGUGAUGUAACAUCCUGUAUCCUUCCUCCUCAGACCCCACAGCCCGCCGCACAGCCAAAGCAGGCCCUGCCGCACGCAACCGCUACGCUAGCCAGUGGACCCUGAACCGACCACACCCGCCAGUCUCGGCCCACACCCUGAGCACUGACUGGAGGCUGCCCACGCCACGGGUGGCUGGCUCUGUGGACAAGGAGAGUGACAGCUACAGUGUCAGCCCAUCUCAGGACACAGGUAACAACGCACCAGAAGACGAGACAAGUCUGUAACAACAGCUGUAACAGUCCCCAUAUGAGAAUGUCUGCAACAUCACCAUUAACCAUAUCUAUAACAAAACCUCUCACCUCUGUAAUAACAAUAGAUAGGCCUACUAUAAAAAUGUUAACAAUGCCAACACUUAAUAACAAGUCUAAUGCUAGCGUUAGCCCCUAACUGCUCUACUAGCACGGCCUCUAACCCUAACCACUGGUGUAGACCGAGCGCGGAGCAGCAUGGUGUCCACAGAGAGCGCGUCAUCCACCUAUGAGGAGCUGGCGCGGGCCUAUGAGCACGCCAAAAUGGAGGAACAGCUGCGCCACGCCAAGUUCACCAUCACAGAGUGCUUCAUCUCGGACACGUCGUCGGAGCAGAUGACGGCGGGCACCAACGACUACACAGACAGCCUGACGUCCAGCACGCCCUCCGAGUCAGGCAUCUGCAGGUUCACCGCCUCCCCGCCCAAGCCGCAGGACGUCAGCCGAGUCAUGAACAUGGCCGUGCCCAAGGCUCACAGACCGGGUGAGGCCGCGUAGACACAUAGCUAACUCUGCUGUAGCUAACUCUGAGUCCUGAGCUCUGUUACUAACCUGUGGCUAACCUUCCCUAGCCUUCAUCCUGCCUGUAAUGCUAUGGGUUGAGGUCCCCCCCCCAAGCCCUAACCCUAUUGCUAACCUUAACUUUCACUCUAAAACCUAACACAGACUCUUCAUAGAUAUACUGUGGGGUUAGUCUAUGCUCAACUAUAGCUGAAUCGAAUAACUCUGUGUCGUAACAUUUCAAGGUAUUUUGUUAUUUUUUAAUAUGGAAUAAAAAAUAAACCAACUCUGUAAUAGCCAUUUAAAACACAAAGCUGGUCAGUCAGACCAAACAAAUCGAUUCAGGGCCAUUUCCCUCUCUCUCAUAAAUGUCAGCCCAAUCAGAACAUAUCCCAGUGUUUGGGGUUUGUAAAUAUUUACUGCUGAUAUAUUAACUCAAAUGUUCUGAAGAUAAUGGCGUAGUAAUGCUCUACAACUACUUGAAGCAACAAAUGUGGAGUUUUGCAGACAGUUCUUUGCAUAAAUUAAAUAUGUUUUAAGGUUAAUGUAUUCAUUCAUUACUUAAGCUUAUUUUAUUGACUAUAGUGCGACAAAAUUCCAUUGCAGGAUGACCAAUCUUUAACAUUGAACCACUCAAAUCUGUAAUCUGCUAUGAGGUCACUUCAUCUUAUAAAUUCAGUCUAUUCUAGUUAAAGUCAUCAUCUCUAGUCAUUCUAUUUUUGGCUCAUUAUAGAGUAUAUUUUAUUAAACUCAGACUUUGUAGACUACUCAGAUAAAUGUGUAAUAAACUGCACUAGAGUCUUAAAUAUAUAACAUUACUUAUUUAGGUUAUAGAAAAGCCACAGUCUCCUUCUUCAUCCAUUACCCCAAUGCAUAUAAUGAGAUAUGGGGGGGCUUUAAACAACAUUGUAAAAUAUUGCCAUUCAUUUAAUGUUGGUCAAGGCCAAAGUCAGAUGAAGGACAUGACGAUAGAUUGCAGCAUGGCGGUAUGAAAAUAAUUAAUCACUGAAGUAUUCUUUGGCAUAUAACCUCAAUAACCAUGCAAAGUUGUAUACUUAAAUAGGCUAUCAGAAUCUAUAGAUGACUUUCACAUACUGUGUAAGCUAGUUUUGUUGGUUGGAGUGGCAGAUGUGAUGAGCUUGUAUCUGAGGAGUAAAGAAAGUUAUAUUUCCACCCAACCCUUCCCCCAGGGGCAGUAAUUUCUCUACUGAAGUAUUUUGAACUGAGAUUUUUCCAUAAUUUCACUGGCCAUAUUAUAUGUUUAAUUCAAUGGGGUUGUUUUCCAAAAACUAACUCCCCUCUCUCGCUCCUUUGUCCUGUAGGGGGCGAGCUUGUGCACCUGCCUCCUUACCUGCGCAUGGACUUCCUGCUGAACCGUGGCAUGUCGUGCUCAGGCACUGGAGGGAGGGGUGGUGCUGGGGGGGAAGGGGCCAUGGGUCAGGCCUGUCUGGAACCCCAGAAGAGUCGCUCCCUGAAGCGGCCGUCGCGUAUGGCGCCCCCUACACCCACAGAGGCCCCCCAGGCCACCAGCAGGGCCAGCAGCAGGGACACAGUGGCCCAGUGGCAGCCCGGCUCAGCCGCCACCCUGCCUCACAGAGAGGGCUCAGAGCUGGCCCAGGCCGCCAAGCUCAGCAUCUCCCAGGAGUCCCUACUGGACUCACGAGGACACCUCAAACAGACCAACAACCCCUACGCAAAGUCCUAUACGCUGGUAUAACACCAGGGGUAUGGGGCUGGACUAAAACUCACACUAACACUGGACUUAUUACACUUACAAGUGCAGUAAACUGGCUCACCACACAGUCCUGUAUAUAACGUCCCCUUUCUUCUUAAACGAGGGAUAACUUUUACUAAUCUCCUUUUAUUUAUUUUGGAGCUUUCUUUGUUUUUUAAACUUGUGAGAAAAUUCACUCAUCUGAAAUGACUCCACGCGGAGCUUGCCAAAAUAAUUACAUUAUGAGGGAACAUAAUUUAUUAUUUAUUAUUAUUUUUAAUUAUGAAUUAUUAAUCAGUGAUUAUUUGUUGUUAGUUGUCAACUAUUAAUGAUUAUUAAUUAUUGAUUACAAAUGAUUAAUUAUUACCAUUACUACACUGUUUUAAUAAGAACCUGGAUAAUUUUUUUCCGGAGUGUGAGACGAUAAUUUGGAGCCUGUAAUUUUUUUUCUUUGGAAAGUUCCUUUUAAACGCUGAAAUCUGGGAAUGAAAGUAAUCGACACCAGUCCAAACUUAUCAGCUGCUCUCAAAUUGUUACUUUUUUGAAGAAAAAAAAAAUCUAUUUCCUAUGGAUACAUGGGGACUGACCAAUUAAAGACUAUUAUAAGGAUUAUGAUCACGACUGGACAGCCCAGUUGAGCAUUUUGUCACACUAUGAAAUGAUUCAAUGUGAAGAUUUAUUAUUCUUAUUACUAUAAAUAUAUAUAUAAAAAGAUAAAUCACUUUUAUUUGUGGAUAUUACAGGGAAGAUUUGAUUUGGUUAAUAAAGUCCUUAGUCAUGUUUGCACAUAUCUCGUUUGGAUUAGGAAAUGGAGCCUCUGUUGAUCUUUCUCUGUAUUCCAUUCUCUGAUGGUGCAAUAUGAAAAAAGAUUAUGAAAAUUAUAUGGAUACUAUUUGCUCUAUACUGUACUAUAAUGAAAAUAAUUACUAUGUUGUGAGUAUACUUACAGGGCGGGACAAACCCCAGCUAUGUAUCAGGUGUAGUUUACCACUGCUAAUUUGCCAGGGUGGUAGAUGAAGUUAGCUAGAACAGGGAGUGUUAGAGAUAUAACGGUUUGCACGUCACGACACCCAAAAAGUGUGUCCAGACAGAGCCCCUAUUCUCAGUGCACUAGGUAGAGUCUUCAAGACUCUCACUCUCCUCUUCAGUAGAUUUACUGUUGCUGCAUUGCAGUGAUGCUCCUCUACAGGGAAAAAACAAUGAGACAAUCCAACAGAAUCCCCCCUUCAAACCAAACCUAAAGUCUAUGGGAAAUAACUAUCUAAAGUGUGGAUAUAACAAAACUGUCUUGUUGUCUACCCUGGCCCAUUUCUUUCUUUCUUUUUUUAAGUCCUGGAGGGAGAGUUUGAUAAGAAUGCUGUGAGGUCAUUAAUGCCAGUUUUUAUGAUUAGUUUUAAUUAAUUGUCUUCAUAUUCCUUUUAACAAAAUGUCGCUUUUUAUUUUUAACAUGGUGUUCACCAUGGUGGCACUGAAAUAAAGAGAAAUUAACACACCGUUCAAAUUUGAUUAAUAAAAAAGGCUGUUCCUCAAAUGAUCCUGCAAAUUUGGACAUGAAUGACUGGAGAUGGGUCUUUUUAGAGACACUGAUAGAGGAGGAUGCCUCCGAAGGUUGUCCUGUGUGGGUAGUGGGUCACUGGGGGAGUGAGUGAGUUGAGUGAAUGGGGUGGUAGUGGUGGAUUGUUGGGUAACUCAUCUUAAAGGGCAACUGAACGCAAAAACCAACUUCUCUGGUUGAAAACGGCCUAUGUGGCAUCGAUAUGUCAGAAACAUUUAUUCCAGUGUAAGUAGAAUUUCUUUGGUCAUAAAGUCAGUAUAUUCCAAAACAGAGUUUUGUGAGAUUUGUGUAAGUGAGGUUGUCAAGACUUACAUGAGGGUUGGGUUUGGAUUACAAUCAUGCCCACUAAAAUGGGAUUGUAUCGCCAAGGGAGAAUUGUCAUGCACUGAGAAAUGAAUGCGGUGAUUGCGCUCUAUCCAAUCGUAGCAGCGAACCUCCAGACAAUGAAACAGACCUGCCCAUUAAGCAACUCCUCGGACUCUGACUUGUUUAAAUAAAACAUCUUGUCGCUAAUGUUAUGUUGAAAGAACACUUGGCCCCUAAGCCCUUUAUGGGGUGGCCACUUGCUGAUGUGUUUGAUAGUGAUCACUCAAGUCUGCCACUGUUUUGGGCAAAAUGAGAAUUGAGACGAUGUGCACUUGCAUCCGGACUGCCUCUUGUCAAUAUUCCAAAAUUCAUAACCCUUUCGAGAGCGUCUUGUGUCCCACCGCGACUUGUUUUGACUAGAAUUUCAUGCAAAUUUUUUUACUUGAGAAAUACUGCACUAAACACCUUAGCUAGAUGUCAAAUUGUGCAACUAAGACCUCUGCAAAAAUGGGAAAAUUAAUUACAGAUUUCUUCACUUAUCUUAGAUUAAUUCGAAAACUAUUUUGAGGAAGUGGUAGUGGCUAUGUUGUUGCUAUUGUGCCUUAAGAGGGACAAACAACAGUAACUGCCUGGGUACGAUAAAUCAAACAUAACACACCCACACCGAACCAUACCCCCAAGACUCAAAUCUCGUUUAUCUUAUUUUAAAUAUAUACAGUACCAGUCAAAAGUUUGGACACACCUACUCAUUCUAGGGUUUUUCUUAAGUUUUACUAUUUUCUACAUUGUAGAAUAAUAGUGAAGGCAUCAAAACUAUGAAAUAACACAUAUGGAAUCAUGUAACCAAAAAAGUGUUAAUCAAAUCAAAAUAUUUUUUUAUAUUUGAGAUUCUUCAAAUAGCCAACCUUUGCCUUGAUGAAAGCAUUGCACACUCUUGGCAUUCUCUCAACCAGCUUCACCUGGAAUCCAACUGUCUUGAAGGAGUUCCCACAUAUGCUGAGCACUUGUUGGCUGCUUUUCCUUCACUCUGCCGUCCGACUCAUCCCAAACCAUCUCAAUUGGGUUGAGGUCGGGGGAUUGUGGAGGCCAGGUCAUCUGAUGCAGCACUCCAUCCCUCUACUUCUUGGUAGAAUAGCCCUUACACAGCCUGGAGGUGUGUUGGGUCAUUGUCCUGUUGAAAAACAAAUGAUAGUCCCACUAAGCCCAAACCAGAUGGGAUGGCGUAUCGCUGCAGAAUGUGCCUUGAAUUCUAAAUAAAUCACAGACAGUGUCACCAGCAAAGCACCCCCACACCAUAACACCUCCUCCUCCAUGCUUUACAGUGGGAACUACACAUGUGGAGAGGUAACUCUGGGUCUUAAAUUCCUGUGGCGGUCCUCAUGAGAGCCUGUUUCAUUAUAGCGCUUGAUGGUUUUUGAGACUGCACUUUCAAAGUUCUUGACAUUUUCCGGACUGACUGACAUCAUUUCUUAACGUAAUGAUGGACUGUCGUUUGUCUUUAUUAUUUGAGCUGUUCUUGCCAUAAUAUGGACAUGGUCUUUUACCAAUUAGGGCUAUCUUCUGUAUACCACCCCUACCUUGUCACAACACAACUGAUUUGGCUCAAACGUGGAAAGAAAUUCCACAAAUUAACUUUUAAGAAGGCACACCUGUUAAUUGAAAUGUGUUCCAGGUGACUACUUCAUGAAGCUGGUUGAGAGAAUGCCAAGAGUGUGCAAAGCUGUCAUCAAGGCAAAUGGUGGCUAUUUGAAGAAUAUCUUUUUUAUUCUCCACACCAGAUAAAAACAUACACACACAAACAACAAAUUACAGACACACACAAGCAACAACUAUCUCAUCUGCCCAGACCCGCAUGCUCACACCCCCAUCCCUAGUACCUGCAUUAUUGUUUGCCACAUGGCCUUAAAUUGUACCAAUUUGUUUUUCUUAGUCGCCCAUGCUAUUUCAAUAUUUCAAUAAUAAAUCAUUAGAUUUUCCCAUGGUGUUAAUGAGGGCGGAUUAAUUGAUUUCCACGUUUUUAAGUAUACGUUUUUUCAAGAUGAGCGAUGAGAAGAGAAUCAUCCAGCACAUUGAGUAUCUCUCACUACACCCCCAUAUGCCAUGUCUUGAAAUAUGUAGACAGAUGGAUUAAAAGUAAGUUUACAUUCUAAUACUUCUGACAGCCAACUUUCUAGCUCCGCCCAUAACUUUUGAACUUCAUAGCAUUCCCAGAAAGCAUGGAUUAUUGAGUCAUUGUUAGUUUUACACUUUAGACAUGACUCUGCCGUUGUGCUGUGGAAUUUGUGAAUUUUGUCUCUUGUAUAAUAAAUUGUAUACAUUAGUUUAUACUGGAUUAAGCGUACAUUUCUGACUAACUGUAAUUUCAUUAGUUAUGCUCCAACAUUCUCUCCAUCUUGUGCCAACAUCAGUUAUUUUUAAGUCUUGGUUCCAAUAGUUUAUCUCAUUUAUCUUAAUGAGCAGCAGAAAAACAUGUGAAUCGGUGAGUUCAGCCACUCUUUAAAUGAAUUUAAACAACAGUUAUUGAUGAUCAUCAUAUUCAUUACAGCACUCACAAUACUCAAAUUCUCCAAAUGAAAAUAUUGUUUGUACCAAUGACCUUGAAUGUUUUUUCAGAGCUAAAGAUAUUAAUGAGUGCUAGUUAAUAACUUUUGCACAACUCCUUUUCCUGCACCCGCCAGUCUCGGCCCACACCCUGAGCACUGACUGGAGGCUGCCCACGCCACGAGUGACAGCUACAGUGUCAGCCCAUCUCAGGACAAAGGUAACAACGCACCAGAAGACGAGACAAGUCUGUAACAACAGCUGUAACAGUCCGCAUAUAAGAAUGUCUGCAACAUCACCCUUUACCAUGUCUAUAACAAAACCUCUCACCUCUGUAAUAACAAUAGAUAGGCCUACUAUAAAACUUUUAACAAUGCCAACACUUAAUAACAAGUCUAAUGCUAGCGUUAGCCCCUAACUGCUCUACUAGCACGGCCUCUAACCCUAACCAUUGGUGUAGACCGAGCGCGGAGCAGCAUGGUGUCCACAGAGAGCGCGUCAUCCACCUAUGAGGAGCUGGCGCGGGCCUAUGAGCACGCCAAAAUGGAGGAGCAGCUGCGCCACGGCAAGUUCACCAUCACAGAGUGCUUCAACUCGGACACGUCGUCGGAGCAGAUGACGGCGGGCACCAACGACUACACAGACAGCCUGACGUCCAGCACGCCCUCUGAGUCAGGCAUCUGCAGGUUCACCGCCUCCCCGCCCAAGCCGCAGGACGUCAGCCAAGUCAUGAACAUGGCCGUGCGCAAGGCUCACAGACUGGGUGAGGCCGCGUAGACACAUAGCUAACAUUGCUGUAGCAAACUCUGAGUCCUGAGCUCUGUUAUUAAACAUUGUAAAAUAUUGCCAUUAAUUUAAUGUUGGUCAAGGCCAAAGUCAGAUGAAGGACAUGACGAUAGAUUGCAGCAUGGCGGUAUGAAAAUAAUUAAUCACUGAAGUAUUCUUUGGCAUAUAACCUCAAUAACCAUGCAAAGUUGUAUACUUAAACAGGCUAUCAGAAUCUAUAGAUUACUUUCACAUACUGUGUAAACUAGUUUUGUUGGUUGGAGUGGCAGAUGUGAUGAGCUUGUAUCUGAGGAGUAAAGAAAGUUAUAUUUCCACCCAACCCUUCCCCCAGUGGCAGUCAUUUCUCUACUGAAGUAUUUUGAACUGAGAUUUUUCCAUAAUUUCACUGGCCAUAUUAUAUGUUUAAUUCAAUGGGGUUGUUUUCCAAAAACUAACUCUCCUCUCUCUCUCCUUUGUCCUGAAGGGGGCGAGCUUGUGCACCUGCCUCCUUACAUGCGCAUGGACUUCCUGCUGAACCGUGGCAUGUCGUGCUCAGGAACUGGAGGGAGGGGUGGUGCUGGGGGGGAGGGGGCCAUGGGUCAGGCCUGUCUGGAACCCAAGAAGAGUCGCUCCCUGAAGCGGCCGUCGCGUAUGGCGCCCCCUACACCCACAGAGGCCCCCCAGGCCACCAGCAGGGCCAGCAGCAGGGACACAGUGGCCCAGUGGCAGCCCGGCUCAGCCGCCACCCUGCCCCACAGAGAGGGCUCAGAGCUGGCCCUACUGGAGUCCCUACUGGACUCACGAGGACACCUCAAACAGACCAACAACCCCUACGCAAAGUCCUAUACGCUGGUA